Messenger RNA from Thecamonas trahens ATCC 50062, 1278 nucleotides. RefSeq names its product branched-chain-amino-acid aminotransferase. Gene Ontology annotation, biological process: branched-chain amino acid metabolic process. Gene Ontology annotation, molecular function: branched-chain-amino-acid:2-oxoglutarate transaminase activity. Bases 59 to 1228 code for a protein of 389 amino acids. The transcript is spliced from 2 exons. NCBI's taxonomy places the organism in Eukaryota, Apusomonadida, Apusomonadidae. The record is from RefSeq and is a predicted model, not a curated record.
CCCCCCACCCCCAACCCUCCACCCCCCUGUGUACUGAACACUACUGGUUGCUGAAACAAUGCUGCGGUCUCUGUCGAACGUUGUCGCGCCGCGUGCGCUCGCGCGGAUGUUUGCGGCUGGCCCGGACAUGUCCAAGCUGAAGGUGACCAAGACGACAACGCCGCGGGAGAAGCUCCCGGCUGAGGAGCUUGUCUUUGGCGCCAACUUUGCCGAUCACAUGCUCGAGAUUGACUGGACGGCGGCCGAGGGGUGGAAGGACCCGGUCAUCCGCCCGUACGGCCCGUUUGACAUCGACCCGUCGGCCUCGUGCUACCACUAUGGCGGCGUGUGCUUUGAAGGCCUCAAGGCGUACAUCGACGACGACGGCUGUGCCCGCCUCUUCCGCCCGGACAUGAACAUGGCACGGUUCUCGCGGUCGUCGACUCGCCUCGGCCUGCCUGACUUUGACCAGGACGCCGUGCUCGAGGGCAUCAAGGAGCUGGUCCGCCUCGACAAGGACUGGAUCCCGCGCAAGCCGGGGUACUCGCUCUACCUCCGCCCCACCGCCAUCGCCACCCAGGAGUCACUCGGCGUCGGCGCGCCGUCGGCCUCCAAGCUUUUUGUCAUCACCUCGCCGGUCGGCCCGUAUUACAAGUCCGGUUUUGCGCCCGUCCGCCUCCUCGCCGACGAGCACCACGUCCGCGCCUGGCCCGGUGGCAUCGGCUACACCAAGGCCGGCGGCAACUACGCCCCGACCGUCGUCCCGCAGAAGAAGGCCAACGAUGCCGGCUACGCCCAGGUCAUGUGGCUCUUUGGCGAGACCGGCCAGGUCACCGAGGUCGGUACCAUGAACAUGUUUGUCCUCUGGCACAACACCGCCGGCGAGCUCGAGCUCGUCACCCCGCCGCUCGACGACGGCACCAUCCUUCCGGGUGUCACUCGCGACUCGAUCCUGCACCUCGUCCGCUCCCGCGGCGACGUCAAGGUCUCCGAGGCUCCGUUUACCAUCUACCAGAUGAUCGACGCCAUCGCCGACGGUCGCAUGGUCGAGGCCUUUGGCGCCGGCACCGCUUGCAUCGUCUCGCCCAUCGAGGGCUUCAACUUUAAGGGCGUCGACUACGACAUCCCGCUCUCUGCUGACGCCUCCAAGCGCGCCGGCGACCUCACCCACGAGCUCGCCGAGGAGCUUAUGGGCAUCCAGUACGGCCGCAUCGAGGGUCCGCCCGGCUGGUCCGUCAAGCUCGACUAGGUCCACACAGCGUGCGCCUCGCCGUCCCAAACAACUAAACACCGCCUGCA